AGUCAGUAUUUAUGUUUAUAUUGGUUUAUAUAGUCUUCUAACUUCUUGGCACAAAUGUCACAGGAAAUUUUCAAUCAUUUAUAAACAUCCCAUCAUAAUAUUUGCGUUUUAGUAACUUAAACUGUUUAUUUAAUGACGUGUUGUUCUUGUUGUAAAGAGCUUUUGAGAACAUGAAAUUAAUAAUUUCUAUUUAUAAAUAGAAACUCAUUAGAAGUGAACAUUAUGUUUUUCCCUAUUGGCUGGCCCCGGGUGUUGAACUUGACCAAUUCCAAUGAUGUUAAUGCAAUUGCAUGUAAUCGGGACAAGAUACUAUUUGCUAUUUUAACGAAAGACACUUUAGCCGUAUGGUACUGCAAACCAUGUUUACCAAUUGUAUUCAGCCGAAGAGAUGAAAAAUCUCGAGAUCGUUAUGGUGAUAAUUUUUUAGUUCAAUGGAAACCAGACUCUAGCAUGUUAGUUGUUGGUACAACAGGUAGCUAUCUACUAUUCUACCGGCUUUCCAACAGUAGUGGCGAUGGUCGGGGUCUUUAUGAACAGAAAGAUUCACCAGUGACCAGUCUUCGCCGAGACAGCGCCGAAUUAUUUAUAAAAGAAAUAAUCCCAACCCUAACACUGACAUUUGUUAUGCCAGUUUGGAUUGACGGUGGAAUCACUUCGCUUGUCUGCAUUAGAGAUGAAUUAAUGGUGGCAACUAAAACCAGUCAUAUUGUCCGACAAAAGUGGGAAGGAAAUCUCAACCGUGAUUAUUCUUUAGAUUUACGCAGAAUUCCGUUUAGUAUUGAUCAACAAAUUUCAACUGUGGCUGUGCCAAUAACAGAAAAUAACAUUUAUGUAACCGAUAUUGAGUAUUCACCGUUAGUUGGAGGAUUUGCUAUUGUAUUGAGUAAUGGAAAAGCUGCAUUUUUGACAGCACAGUCGUUAAAAUUUGACCCAAAUCAAGUUCAAGGUAUUUGGGCAAGAUAUCUUGAUGAUGCUACAUGCGCAGCAGUCAAUCAUAAGUAUAGACUUAUGGCUUUUGGCCGUGAAAACUCUGAAGGCUUAGUUUAUUAUGUUGAUGAAAUGACGGGUAGCCUCGAAGUUUCGCAUACUCUCAGUUUAUCAUCCAAAGAUUAUCCUGGUAGACCAGGUCGCGUAAAAUGUCUUCGAUGGACGCCCGAUAGCUGUGCAAUCGCCUUAGCUUGGGAAAAAGGAGGUUUAGCAGUUUGGAGUACAUUUGGAGCACUCUUGCUCUGUUCAUUUAAGUGGGACUAUGGUUUGCAUGUUGAUCUUACACGUGAUAAUCCAUUACAUAUUUGCACGAUGGAAUGGUCAGCUGAAGGCUAUCAACUAUGGAUGCUCAGAGAAUCGCCACAAUCAUUGUCUACUGACGAUCAAAAUGGAAAUAAGCUGGAAAAUAAUCGGUCUUUGAUUCAACUGGAUUUUGUUAAAAGUCCAUCAACGGUAAACCCGUGUAUGGGUCACGGUCAUUUAUAUCUACAAGGUGAGGAUCGGUUAUAUUUAAAUUUGGGAACUGUCUCAACUAAUGUUCAAGGUUUUUAUAUGAGCAAUGAAAUACCGAAUGACUCAUCGUCUCUAACUCUGGCUGGAUCAAAACAGUGGCUUGUUGUCCCAAUUCCAAGUUCUUACAGUGGCUCAAAUUGGCCAAUACGAUAUACUGCAAUAGAUAAUGAGGGACAGAGCAUUGCCGUAGCUGGACGAACUGGUUUAGCUCAUUAUUCACUUGCUUCACGCAAAUGGAAACUUUUCGGUAAUGAAACUCAAGAGAAAGAUUUUAUUGUUACUGGUGGAUUACUUUGGUACCGAGGUUUUUUAAUUGUCAGCAGUUAUUCACUUCUUGAGGACAAAGAUGAAAUUAGAAUUUAUCCUCGUGAUACCAAACUUGAUAACAGUUAUGUAAAAACUGUUAGGCUGCCAUCUCAAAUAUUAUUACUCAACACAAUGAAAGAAACACUACUUACAUUUUGUGCUAACGGACAAAUUAAUAUAUUUGAUAUGCGUGUGGAAGGCUUUGGAACUAUUGAGCUUACGAGAACACAAACAGUUGACAUUAGUGGUCUUUGUGUUCAUCCAGCUUGUGUUGUUAGUGCAACGUUAACAACAAUUCGUGCUGAAACAGCUGGAAUUCAUCCACAUCCUGAGUCUCUGUUGUUGAAUGUAUCUGGGAAGCUCCUUAUGGUCCAACGGGAGCAUUUUAUUGACGAUCCCAAAGUUCUUUUUACUUGUGGAUCACCAAAUGUGCUUGCAUCAUGUGUAGAAAAUGUUUGGGUACCUUCACGAUCCCUACGUGACAAACCACAUCUCACUGAGGCACUUUGGCUAUUUUGUGGUGCUCAUGGAAUGCGAGUUUGGCUACCACUUUUUCCAAGAAACCAUCAAGAUAACGCUCACACUUUCAUGAGUAAACGAAUUAUGCUACCUUUUCAUUUACGAAUUUAUCCACUUGCAAUUCUUUUCGAAGAUGCAAUUCUCCUCGGUGCUGAAAAUGAUACAGUUCUCUAUACUUCAGAUACCAACUCUCUAUUUUCUCUUCCAUUUAGUGUACUUGAAUUAACAAGCCAAGUUUAUUUACAUCAGAUACUUAGGCAGUUGAUUUGUCGGAAUCUUGGCUAUCAUGCUUGGGAAAUUGCGCGUUCAUGUGCAUUAUUACCAUACUUUCCACAUUCGCUAGAAUUAUUACUUCAUGAAGUACUCGAGGAGGAAGCAACUAGUAAAGAACCAUUGCCUGAUGCCCAGUUACCCUCAGUUAUUGAGUUUAUCAAAGAAUUUCCGAGUGUUUGGGCCAGAGCGGUAGUUCAGUGUGCCCGUAAAACCGAAAUUGCUCUUUGGCCUUAUUUAUUUUCUGUCGCCGGUCCACCGAAAAAACUUCUGCAAGACUGUUUACAACGACAACAGCUAGAUACGGCUGCAAGCUAUUUAAUAAUUCUUCAAAACUUGGAACCAUCUGCAGUGAGCAGACAAUAUGCAACUUUAUUGCUUGAUGCUGCUCUCGAACAAAGCAGAUGGGAAUUGUCUCGAGAUCUUGUAAGAUUUCUUCGAGCAAUUGAUCCAAAUGACGUUGAGUCGCCAAGAGCAUCAUGGGGUGGUAGUACUAAAUUGGCUGGAUCACCACCAACUCCAUCUGUAUCUCCACAUGAAGAAGAUCUUUCCUUAGUUCUUGGGACAAUGCAAGUGUCUAGAAGUCGAAGUUAUAGUACAACCGUAACUCCAAAAGUUCAGUAUGAUUUAAUAAACAAAGAUCCUCCAUCGUCAGUGCUUGAAAUUACACGGAAUGCUGUUAUGAGAAGAAAAAAAUCAUUGCCUAGUGCAAAAACGGAGAAACAUGAUAAUAAAGAAGGCUCAGCCGAAGAAUUUUUUAUUGAUAUUAUACUUCAACGACAUGCCCGCAGAUUAUUGUCAGCAAAAAGAUUAGCUGAUCUUGGACGAUUUGCGGCGCGUUUAGAUUUUUAUCUCGUAACAUGGCUUGCGCGUGAGCGUGAACGUGCUGCAAGAAUCGAUGACUUUGUAGCAGCAUUAAAAGCAAUUCAUGAAGAUUUUAGUUUUCCUUAUCCUACAUUAUCAGCAGCAAGCCUGCAAAAAAUUAGGCGAGCUAGCCAUGCAUCAUCGAGAUCAAGAUCUAUUAGCUUGGACUGUGAGAGUGAAUUGCAAAUGCAAAAUUUUUCUGUAGAUCUACUGACUGACAGUGGAUAUACUAGUUUACCGAGUAGUAGACCACCGUAUGGAACUUUGAUCUCACCUGUGGCCAGUUUAGAAACCCAGUUCUCUACUGCUGAAGCCAAAUUGACACCAAUGAUACUUCAAGAUGCGACAAGUGUUAUGAGCGACGCCAGCACAGUUUGGCGAGAUGAUGUAGAAUCAAUUGUUGGAACAGUUUGUUGGAUUUCUCCAGAAAGUAUCGAACCAACAGAGAUUCAUUCUGCAUCUUGUGGGUCCAACAGUAGAGGUGAAGUGCAACUGAGGUAUCUUCUUCAACUUUUUUUAGAAGCCGGGUGCAUUGGUUGGGCAGCUGUGCUUGCAACUGUACUUCGUGAUGCAUCGUCAAUGGCUAGAGCCGUACGAGCAGCACAUGCACCUAUGCAAACACAAGAGUCUAUUGUUAAUCUGAGAGAUGGUCUAUUAGUUCUAAUUAAAUGGGCGCAUUCAGAAUGUUUCGGAUACAAAGCAUUUGUUUCGGGAUUUCAAGCGCAACUCUCUCUGCUCAAUCGCUUGAUUAUCAUGAAACAACAGCAACAGCAACAGCAACAACAACAACAGCAACAACAACAACAACAGCAACAAUUACAACUCCAACACCAAUCACAAAGUCAAUCGGAACAAAAAGUUAUUGAGAGUUUAUCACCAAGUCCAGUGCCGUCUUUCACUAGUUGCCAACGUGGCAACGUGAAUCGAACAAGAAGGAUAUCAACUAGCCAUACUUUGGCAACUGUACAUUUUGACGAUGGAAAAUCUAAUGAAUCAUUUCCCUGCUCUGAAGAAAAGACUUUAGGCGACAAUUAUGCUCCUAUCAGUUGCCCAGAAAAAAAAUUAUCUGAAGAAAGUUGUGUGAUUUCAUGAAAAUAAAAUAUUAAUAUCCAAAAAAAUACAUCAACGUUGACUCAAUUUUUAUUACGUUUAUUUUCAGAGAUCAUCAUAAAUUAUACAUUCCAUACUAAUUGUGAGAUAAAAAAUGGCACUGACAUCACCAAAUAUAUCAAUGUAAUAUACUUGCCAAAAAAAUUAUUUUUUCAGCAACAUUAAUCCCUUAAAACAUAAUUGGUAUUUUUUACCUACUCGGAUAGUAACACAAACUUUACUAAUUAAAAAUGUAAAAACAACUUCAACGCUUUUACCUUUUUUAAAAAGAAUAAUUAAAAUUAAAGAAU
Aphidius gifuensis is the source of this 4859-nucleotide messenger RNA. RefSeq names its product guanine nucleotide exchange factor subunit Rich (gene Rich). The record is from RefSeq and is a predicted model, not a curated record. Lineage: Eukaryota; Metazoa; Arthropoda; Insecta; Hymenoptera; Braconidae. Gene Ontology annotation, cellular component: cytosol; Golgi membrane; Ric1-Rgp1 guanyl-nucleotide exchange factor complex. Gene Ontology annotation, biological process: retrograde transport, endosome to Golgi; intracellular protein transport. The transcript is spliced from 7 exons. Bases 223 to 4551 code for a protein of 1442 amino acids.